UUAUCGUAAUCCCAAACUCUUCCUCUCAUUAGCUCUUCUUCUACUACCUUGUGUCAUCAGCAUUGAUCCUCUCUUUAGUAUAUGCUCAAGCUCUAAUGACUAUUCUGCUUCCCAGACCUUCAAACACAACUUAAACAAGUUGAUGUAUACUCUUGCUAACCGAGCUCCGGCAAUUGGUUUCGGUCUUGAAUCAGUUGGUGAGGGCCAGAAUCAAGUUAAUGGUCUUGUUCUUUGCCGUGGUGAUCUCAAGAUUGUAGCCUGCUCGACAUGCAUCCGUGCUGCAGAAGGCCAUGUCCGAAAACUGUGUCCUUUCAAAAAGGAAGCCACCAUAUGGUUUGAUGGCUGCCUCUUUCGCUACUCGAAUAAUAAAUUCUUUGGUGAAUUAGACAAUAGCAACGAGUUCUGCAUGACUAACACUCUCAAUGCAUCCGUUAACUCUGUGGCAUUUAAUAUGAAAGUUACUGAGUUGAUGCAUAGAUUAGCACUGGCAGCUCAUCUUUCACCAUUACUGUAUGCCACCGGAGAGAUAAAGAUUGGAGAAUCAGAGAAGCUUCAUGGUUUGGUUCAGUGUACAAGAGACCUCUCUGGAGGAGAUUGCAAGAAGUGCCUUGAGAAUGCUAUUGGUGAGCUUCCUAGUUGUUCUUAUGGGAAGCAGGACGGAAGACUUAUGGGUGGGAGUUGUAACAUUAGAUAUGAAUUGUACCCUUUCUUUGAUGCUUAG
This is a messenger RNA of Dioscorea cayenensis subsp. rotundata (Guinea yam), 721 nucleotides long. RefSeq names its product cysteine-rich repeat secretory protein 38-like. The transcript has a single exon. NCBI's taxonomy places the organism in Eukaryota, Viridiplantae, Streptophyta, Magnoliopsida, Dioscoreales, Dioscoreaceae. Bases 143 to 721 code for a protein of 192 amino acids. The record is from RefSeq and is a predicted model, not a curated record.